This is a messenger RNA of Lecanosticta acicola, 1580 nucleotides long. Lineage: Eukaryota; Fungi; Ascomycota; Dothideomycetes; Mycosphaerellales; Mycosphaerellaceae. The record is from the annotation of a GenBank genome assembly.
AUGCGAGACCUCCUCCUCCCCGCCUCGUUACUCGUCGCCCUCGUAUCCGCGUCGCCAGUAUCACCGCCCCAACCGGAUCAAGUGGUACUCGAGGAACCGCAUCCAGAGAUCACGCCCACGGCUGUCCGACGCGAUGCCACCCGAACAUACAAUCGGCCGCGAGACAUAUUGAGCGAUCUCAACUCCGACAUACACGGCAUCUUGACUGCAUUGGGAUCGGAUGUACCAACAUACGUCGCCAGCGGCAUCCUUCCCUUCUUCCAGGAAUUUCCCACCGGCGGCGCCGUUGUCAGCUCGCUCGGGCUCAACGACCAGGAGCUCGCCGCAGUACCAACACAAGCGCUCAACUUCCCACCAUACGCAAACUAUACAGAUCAAGGAUGGAAUGUGCGAUUUCACGGGAACAUCUACAAGCAACCAAACACAUCGGAAGAGAAGCUCAACGAUCUGGCGAACAAGUUCUUGAUUGGUACUUCGAUUUCGCAGCUGCCAGCAGAUCAGGCUGCCAUGGCGAGAAAUGUGACCGCUGAGAUCUUCAUCGUUCAGCAAGGCAACGUCAAUGUGUCGCCAAUUGCCGUGGGACCGUUCAACAAUGGCCCAGGAAUGAGCCAAAAUGUCACUCUCCCGUCUGAGACAACAGACGAGGGUGACUACGAUGUCUUCCUGCCGAUCAAUAGCAAUGGAUUGAUGAGAGGAAAUGAGACACAACAGAUCCAAAAGCUGUCGACCCAUGUCACCAACACAACGGAAGGAAAUGGAACGGCAUACCUCGUCCCAGAUCAAGGCCUGACUGUCGUCUCCGACAUUGACGAUAUCCUGCGCGUCACCAAAAUCUACGAUCCCAAAGAAGGCCUUCUCAACUCCUUUGCUCGGCCAUACACGGUCUGGGAAAAUAUGGAUCAAAUCUACGCCAACUGGUCCAACAGCUUACCAAAUGCUCACUUCCACUACUUGACAACUCUACCUGAGCAAGUCACGCGAAGUUACGAGUCGUUCAUCUACGCCACGUACCCAGCUGGCUCCUUCGACACUCGUCCGUUGAACUUCAGCGAUGUCAGCGCUACGCUCAGCAUCCGACUUUUCCUCCUCGAGAAGAUCUUCCAUACUUUCCCGCAGCGAAAGUUUGUACUCGUCGCCGAUACGUCGAACAGUGAUGUGAUGCGGGACUAUCCACAGUGAGUAAAUCUUCAUGUUGAGCUAUGAGCCUUAUUGAUAUUGUAUGCAGAUUGGCACAUGACUACCCGGACCAAGUCCAAUGCAUCUUCCUCCGCAACACCAGCGCCACCGAUUCCGAAGACAAGUUCCCCUACAACACCGACGGCUUCAAAGGCCUGAACCAAACCAAAUACAUGUUCUUCGUGCAUGCCAACGAUCUCAUGGGCAUCAACAUCGCCGGAGAUACUUGCUACAACACGUCGAUACCGCAGAACGUGACCUUCGGAUACCAAGGACUGCCCGGCGGCCAGGAUACUGCUGUGAACAGCAGCGCGAACCAUACGGGCGGAGUCAGCACUUUGACCGUGAGUAAUGGAAUGACGUUCUUUGCGUUUAUCAGCAUGCUGUUUUGGCAACUUCUAUAA